CUUGCUCCUUAUACAGGAGCAGCUCUGGCUGAAUAUUUUAUGUAUCCUGAACGACACACUUUAAUCAUUUAUGAUGAUCUCUCCAAACAAGCGCAAGCUUAUCGCCAAAUGUCUCCUCUAUUACGAAGACCGCCCGGUCAUGAAGCUUAUCCAGGAGAUGUUUUUUAUUUGCAUUCACACUUUUUGGAAAGAGCCGCUAAAUUAAGUUCUAGUUUAGGUGAAGGAAGUAUGACCGCCUUACCAAUAGUUGAAACUCAAUCGGGAGAUGUUUUGGCUUAUAUUCCUACUAAUGUAAUUUCCAUUACUGAUGGACAAAUCUUCUUAUCCGCUGACCUAUUAAAUUCUGGAAUCAGACUUUCUAUUAAUGUGGGUAUCUCCGUUUCCAGAGUGGGGUCCGCAGCUCAAAUAAAAGCCCUGAAACAAGUAGCUGGUAAAUUAAAAUUAGAACUAGCGCAAUUCGCAGAAUUAGAAGCCUUUGCACAAUUUUCUUCUGAUCUUGAUAAAGCUACUCAAAAUCAAUUGGCAAGAGGUCAACGAUUACGUGAAUUACUUAAACAAUCUCAAUCGGCUCCUCUCACGGUAGCAGAGCAGAUAAUGACUAUUUAUACUGGAACAAACGGCUAUCUUAAUUCAUUAGAAGUUGGAUAGGUAAGGAAAUUUCUUGUUGAGCUAUGUACUUACUUAAAAACUAAUAAACCUCAGUUCCAAGAAAUCAUAUCUCCUACCAAGAAAUUUACCGAGGAAGCAGAAGCUCUUUUGAAAGAAGCUAUUCAGGAAUAAAUGGAACGUUUUAUACUUCAGGAACAAGCAUAAAGAAAUAUUGAUCACCCUUGUCUUAAUCUUAAUAAAAAAAGGAAUUAAGCAUCCUGGAUUCAAAUAUUCAA
Capsicum annuum is the source of this 884-nucleotide messenger RNA. Its product is annotated as ATP synthase subunit alpha, chloroplastic-like. The transcript has a single exon. NCBI's taxonomy places the organism in Eukaryota, Viridiplantae, Streptophyta, Magnoliopsida, Solanales, Solanaceae. The record is from RefSeq and is a predicted model, not a curated record. Bases 40 to 648 code for a protein of 202 amino acids. Gene Ontology annotation, molecular function: proton-transporting ATP synthase activity, rotational mechanism; ADP binding; ATP binding. Gene Ontology annotation, biological process: proton motive force-driven ATP synthesis.